UUUGUAGUUUAAAAUAAUUUUUUAUUUACAGGAACGAAGAAGAUGGAAUACAAGACCAGACAAUGGCACGAGAAAUGUUUCUGUUGUGUUGUUUGCAAAACUCCCAUCGGUACUCAAAGUUUCAUCCCCCGUGAACAGGAAAUCUACUGCGCAAAGUGUUACGAAGAAAAGUACGCGACUCGUUGUGUAAAGUGCAACAAGGUAAUUACCAGCGGUGGUGUGACAUACAAGAACGAACCAUGGCAUAGGGAAUGUUUCACAUGCACCAACUGCAAUACGAGUCUAGCAGGUGCCCGAUUCACCAGUCGCGACGACAAGCCCUAUUGUGCCGACUGUUUCGGCGAACUCUUCGCCAAACGGUGCACCGCCUGCAGCAAGCCCAUCACCGGUAUCGGUGGUACUAAAUUCAUCUCCUUCGAGGACCGACAUUGGCACAACGAUUGCUUCUUCUGCGCCUCGUGUCGCACCAGCUUGGUCGGACGGGGUUUCAUCACCGACGGUGACGACAUCAUCUGUCCCGAUUGCGCCAAACAAAAACUCAUGUAAAAACGAGAAAGCAAAAUGAAAAUCGCACCGACUACAACGAGGGAGAUGAAUGAGGACGGUUGUGCGUUGUUUGCUGUUGGCUCUCUUUUCUUUUUUUUUUUUGUUUAAUAUGGAAAUUGUUGUAUUUAAUUUUUGUUUAUUUUAAUCUCAUUAGAUUCGUUGCCUGUGUUGAGUGGGAGAGAAAGAGAGAGAGAGAGCGUCGAAGGAUGAUGUGUGGUAAACGGAUGAAGAAACGCACACACUUAACAAACACUACUACUACACUUAAACUACUACACAACAACACCUACUGGUGAAUAACACUUUCGCAGGAUUGUUAAUACUUUUUUUUAUUUUCUUUUUGAUUUAUUUUCGAUUAUUAAUUUCAGUUGUUAUAAAAACCAUCAAAAAUCCGUCCAAAAGUUUGUAAUUUCGGGGACAGGAAAUAAUACUCACUAAAUAUUAGAUUUUAAAAAUUGUAUCGAUUAGGAUUCUUUUAAUGUCUUAAUCAUUUACAAGCAAUCCUGCGUAUCUUACUCCUUAGCCGCAUAAAAUUUUAGAAAAAUCGAUUUAUUUGCCUGUUAUCGUAUUGUAUGCUUAAAAAAAUCUAACACGUACACAUACACAACACUA
Messenger RNA from Agrilus planipennis (emerald ash borer), 1158 nucleotides. RefSeq names its product four and a half LIM domains protein 2-like. The coding region runs from base 43 to 546 and encodes 167 amino acids. The transcript has 2 exons. Gene Ontology annotation, molecular function: transcription coregulator activity. Lineage: Eukaryota; Metazoa; Arthropoda; Insecta; Coleoptera; Buprestidae. The record is from RefSeq and is a predicted model, not a curated record. Gene Ontology annotation, cellular component: Z disc; nucleus.